AUGAAACCAGCUUGGCAACCACCACGAGACUACCAGAAUCGCCCUGUUGCUGUUCUUGGUGCGGGUGUACUCGGUCGUCGAGUCGGAUGUAUUUGGGCAUCAGCCGGCUAUAACGUUCACCUUCGAGACCCCAGCGAGCAGCAGCGAUUGGAUGGAAUUGCAUAUAUCCGAGAGAAUGUUCAAGCAUACAGCACGAAGACUGGAAAGGCCCCCGGGUCCUAUGAGGCAUUUGAAGACAUGAAAGACGCCGUUACAAAUGCCUGGCUUGUCAUUGAAGCUGUUCCCGAGAAAAUUGAACUCAAGAUCGCCACUUUUGCAGAGCUGGAGGCCAUUGCUGCUGAAGACUGCAUCUUGGCUUCCAACUCAUCCUCUUACAAGUCUUCCGAGAUGAUCAGCAAGGUCACAGAUCAGACUAAGAGUCGUGUUCUGAACAUGCAUUACUAUAUGCCGCCUCAGUGUAUGAUCGUGGAGCUCAUGACGGAUGGACACACUUCUCCGGAGAUAUUCCCUUUCAUGGUUGAACGCUCUAAGGAGGCCGCUACCCUUCCAUAUGUUGCAAGGAAAGAGUCUACUGGGUUUAUUUUCAAUCGGCUCUGGGCUGCUGUGAAGCGGGAGGUUUUGACUAUCCUUGCUGAGGAUGUUUCAGUCCCCGAAGAAAUCGAUUCUAUGUGGCAGGAGAUGUUCAUCAAAGGAGCAUCUCUUCCUUGCAGGAUGAUGGACAAUAUUGGCCUAGACACCGUUGCCUUCAUCGAGGGUCAUUAUGUACAUGAACGUGGACUAUCUCCAGAGAAGACAGUCGACUUUUUGAAAACCAACUACCUUGACCAGGGCAAGCUGGGAAACAAGUCUUCGCACGGCGGUCUCUAUGCUCCAGGCGACAGCUCGGCUGCCACCAAUGUCAGCCAAAGAGAGCCUGAGAUUUUAGUCUUGGAUGUAGGCCUCUCGGCUUCUACGCCUAGCCUCACAUCAGGUCAGAUUUUGAAAGUCACCGCCGACGGAAAGCUUCAAGAAACAAUCUUGAAAGACCAAUCUUUGCCUGACGGCUUGGUGGUAGACUCAACCUGCGGCCGCAUGUUCUGGACUUGUAUGGGAACCCUAGGCAAUUCUGAUGGAGCAGUCUACUCUGCCAAGCUUGAUGGGUCCGAUAUCAAGGCGCUGGUAGCUCCGGGUGUUGUGAAUACGCCUAAGCAGCUUGCUAUUGAUGCUGUCGCACAGAAGAUCUAUUUCUGCGACCGCGAAGGGUGUCGAGUUUACCGCUGUGGAUUCGACGGCUCCAAUUUGGAUAUCUUGGUUGACAACGUCGAGCGUGAUGUCGCCGACUGGUGUGUUGGGAUUGCAGUCAGCACAAGCCUGGGUAAGUUUUAUUGGACACAGAAAGGACCGUCGAAGGGUGGCAUGGGCCGCAUCUUCUGUGCCGAUAUCACAACACCCAAGAACCGGCAAUGCAUUCUGAGUGGUCUCCCCGAGCCGAUUGAUCUUGAAGUGGACGAGAAUUCUCACACACUUUACUGGACUGAUCGUGGUGAACUUCCCUGGGGCAACUCAUUAAACCGAACCAGCUUGGAUGGAACCGGUCUUCCUCUGUCAGCUGAUUCCGCUGCGAAACACCAGGUUAUCACCAGGGGUCUCAAUGAAGCGAUUGGACUCAAGCUGGAUGUUGCCAACUCUCACGUUUAUCUCACUGAUUUGGGCGGAACUAUCUACCGCUGCGAUCUGGAUGGCAACCAUAAGGAGAAGAUCUACUCCGAGGAACAGCGGGCCUUUACCGGAAUUGCUCUUCUAGGACUUUGA
Molecule: messenger RNA, 1791 nt
Organism: Penicillium antarcticum
Lineage: Eukaryota; Fungi; Ascomycota; Eurotiomycetes; Eurotiales; Aspergillaceae
Exons: 3
Coding region: 1-1791 (596 amino acids)
Biological process (GO): fatty acid metabolic process
Molecular function (GO): oxidoreductase activity, acting on the CH-OH group of donors, NAD or NADP as acceptor; NAD+ binding
Source: RefSeq, a predicted model, not a curated record